Molecule: messenger RNA, 1338 nt
Organism: Aegilops tauschii subsp. strangulata
Lineage: Eukaryota; Viridiplantae; Streptophyta; Magnoliopsida; Poales; Poaceae
Source: RefSeq, a predicted model, not a curated record
AUGGAGAUCAUUACGAGCAGCAGGAUGCUGAAGCCGGUCUACUCCACGCCGCACCCGCUCCUCGGCGAAAAGGUCCAGCUGACCGUCUUCGACCGCGCCGCCUUGGACAUCUUCGUCCCUGUCGUGGUGGCCUACCCCGCGCCGACGCCUUCCAACGAGGCCAUCAAGGAGGGCCUCCUCAGGGCCGUCGCGCCGUACCCGCACUUGGCGGGACGCCUCGCCGCCGAUCACCGCGGCAGGCGCUUCCUCCACGUCAACAACGAGGGUGUGCUUGUUGUAGAGGCCACUGUCUCGUCCAACCUGGCGGAUUUACUCGCCUACGGCGGGAUGGCCGCCGACGUCCACGGCCAGUACCAUACACUACCAGAGGGGAACGUUGGGGAGGCGCUGCUACAGAUCAAGCUGAACCGGUGCAAGUGCGGCGGCCUCGUGGUCGGUGUAUCAUACCACCACCAAACCGCCGACGGUGUGGCCAUGAACAACUUCUUCAUCACGUGGGAGACCGCGGUACGCCAAGGCAAGGACUUUGUCGCGCCGACCCCUUUCCUUGACCGCGCCACCACCGCCGUGUCUCGACGCAUGCCGGCGCCGGUGUUCGACCACCAGUCCAUUGAGUUCAAGAGUGGAGAAAGCAGGGGCUGCACCAGGGAAUGCGGCGACGUCGUCUCCAUGGUCAAGAUCAAGGAUGUCAGGGUACAUUUGACGACCGAGUUCCUCACCGAGCUCAGAGCGCGCGUUGGCGGCCGUUGCAGCAUGUUCCAGUGCCUGCUCGCGCACGUGUGGAAGAAGAUCACGGCAGCGCGGGCCCUGAAACCGGAGGAGUUCACGCAGGUGAAGGUGGCCGUGAACUGCCGGGGCAGGGCCAAGCCUCCCGUGCCCAUGGACUUCUUCGGGAACAUGGUGCUCUGGGCGUUCCCGAGGCUUCAGGUCCGCGACGUCCUGAACUGGAGCUACCGCGCCGUUGUGGGCGCAAUCCGCGAUGCCGUGGCACGUAUCGACGACGAAUACAUCCAGUCGUUCGUGGACUUCGGCUCAUUGGCGGACGCGAACGGCAAGGAGCUCAUGGCGACGGCGGCUGCUGGCACUACGUUAUGUCCGGACGCAGAAGUGGACACCUGGCUGGGGUUCAGGUACCACCAGCUAGAUUUUGGCACCGGGCCGCCAUGCGCGUUCCAGCCGCCGGACUUGCCGAUUGAGGGGCUCAUGGUCUUCGUGCCAUCGUGUACGGCGGGGGGCGGCGUCGACCUCUUCAUGGCUGUCGCAGAGGAUCAUGUCGAGGCAUUUGAGAAGAUUUGCUACUCCUUGGACGACGAUUUUCCCACGUCAUCAAGGAUGUAA